CGGGUCAGAAAAAUUUUAGAAAUGCUGUUAAAAGUUCGAUGAUGCCUCUGAAAAGUUUUAGUACUUAUCAAGGACCAGCCAAGUAUAAUUGGGAGGACCCUCUUUCUUUAGAAGAGCAGCUGACCGAAGAAGAAAGCUCCAUUAAGAAUAUGACUCGACAGUAUUGUCAAGAUAAGCUUUUUCCACGGAUUUUGGAGGCAUAUCGUCUAGAGCGAUUCGAUCGAGAAAUUAUUAACGAAAUGGGAGAGUUGGGUUUAUUAGGAUCCACCAUCGAAGGAUAUGGUUGUUCUGGUGUUUCUUCGGUUGCAUAUGGUCUCAUCGCUCGCGAAGUGGAAAGGGUAGAUAGUGGUUAUCGGUCUGCCUUAAGCGUGCAAUCGUCACUUGUUAUGCAUCCUAUAUAUGCUUAUGGUACUGAGGCGCAAAAGAAAAAAUACUUGCCUAAGUUGGCAAAAGGUGAAAUUAUCGGCGCAUUUGGGUUAACCGAACCUAAUCAUGGUUCCGAUCCUGGCAGCAUGCAAACUUUUUCUCAUGAAAGAAAUGGCGUUUAUAUUCUAAACGGCUCGAAGACUUGGAUUACAAAUUCUCCUAUAGCUGAUAUUCUUAUUGUUUGGGCAAAAUCCAAAGAAGAUAAUAAAAUUAGAGGAUACAUUUUAGAAAAGGGUAUGAAAGGGCUAUGGACUCCUCCAAUCAAAGGCAAGUUAUCGUUACGGGCUUCCGUCACAGGAAUGAUUAUGAUGGAUAACGUGGAGGUUCCCAAAGAGAAUUUGCUUCCAAAUGUGGAAGGUCUAAAGGGACCCUUUGGCUGCCUCAAUAACGCGCGUUAUGGAAUUGCCUGGGGAGUUCUUGGGGCAUCGGAAUUCUGUUUAGCACAAGCUCGUGAUUAUGCCCUUAACCGUGAACAAUUUGGUGUACCGUUGGCAAGAUUUCAGUUGAUUCAAAAGAAGUUCGCCGACGCAAAUACUGAGAUAGCACUUGGCCUUCAAGCCUGUCUUCGAGUGGGAAGACUGAAAGAUGAAGGUAAAGUAGCACCGGAAAUGGUUUCACUCAUAAAGCGUAAUUCCUGUGGUAAAGCAAUUGAAAUUGCACGUUCCAUGAGAGAAAUUCUGGGCGGUAACGGUAUAAGUGACGAAUAUCAUAUUAUAAGACAUGAACAAAAUUUGGCUACAACGAAUACUUACGAAGGCACACAUGAUAUUCACGCGCUUAUACUAGGAAGAGCUAUCACUGGCCAUCAAGCGUUCACUGCGUCUUAA
Messenger RNA from Acaulospora morrowiae, 1253 nucleotides. Lineage: Eukaryota; Fungi; Glomeromycota; Glomeromycetes; Diversisporales; Acaulosporaceae. The record is from the annotation of a GenBank genome assembly.